Messenger RNA from Brassica napus (rape), 549 nucleotides. Its product is annotated as protease inhibitor HPI. The record is from RefSeq and is a predicted model, not a curated record. NCBI's taxonomy places the organism in Eukaryota, Viridiplantae, Streptophyta, Magnoliopsida, Brassicales, Brassicaceae. Gene Ontology annotation, biological process: response to wounding. The coding region runs from base 134 to 346 and encodes 70 amino acids. The transcript is spliced from 2 exons. Gene Ontology annotation, molecular function: serine-type endopeptidase inhibitor activity.
UGCAAGCCCUCACCGAGUACCACCGACACCGACACAUAGACGUAUUCAAUCUAUAAAUUGAACCAAAUCCCUUAAGAUGAGCAUAGCAAAUACGUACAUCACAACACUACACAUGUAACAGAGGAAGAAAAAAAUGUCGUCCGACUGUCCUGGGAAGAACUCAUGGCCGGAGCUUGUGGGAACAAAUGGAGAUUAUGCGGCUUCGGUGAUAGAAAGAGAGAACACGAGAGUCGAUGCAAUCGUGAUUUUGGAUGGAACUCCAGUGACUACAGACUUCAGGUGUAACCGGGUCAGGGUUAGGGUUGAUGGGAACCGUAUCGUCGUCAGAGUCCCUACCGCCGGCUAGACUUGCAUACAGACCACGUACAAUAUGAAUAAAAUACAUCUUCAUACAAAUUUGCAUGGUUGAUAGUUGGUUAUGAUAUAAGUUAUAUAUCUUUUGCGUGAAUAAUUUUGGUUUUAGUUACCCGAACAGUUACAGAUGUCCAAAGCUAUAAAUAAAUGUUUGUAUAACGCAAUGUUUACCGGACGAGUUAAUUCUUAUGUUUA